ACUUGAAUGGGUGUUAGUGAGCCCGAGUUGUUCAUGUCACAGAUUGUUCUAGCUUGCAAUCUGGUAGGACUGUCUCCAGUCUUCCUCCGACUUCUCUUCCUCAGGCACUUUGAGCGCCAGACUUCACUCUUUCUCCGGAUCGCACCAACGGCGGCACCAUGGCUGACGAAUCGGAUCAAUAUUUGCAGGUGGGCAAGAAGGCCCAGCUCGAGUCUCAGGCUCAGAGCUUCGACGGUAAGAAGAUGUGCUGGAUCAAUGACGACAAACAAGGAUACAUAAAGUGCGAGAUCCUCAGCACGAAGGGCGAGGAGUGCACCGUCAAAACAGCCACGGGAAAGCAAGUUACCGUCAAGAAGGAUGACACCCAGCAAAUGAACCCACCUAAGUUCGAAAAGAUCGAAGACAUGGCUGGUAUGACCUACCUCAACGAAGCCAGUGUAUUGGAGAACCUCAGGCAGAGAUACUACUCUGGUCUCAUCUACACCUACUCUGGUCUGUUCUGCGUGGCUAUCAACCCAUACCGUAGGCUCCCCAUCUACACCGACAAGGUAGUCAUGCUCUACAAGGGUAAGAGGCGUACCGAAAUGCCUCCCCACGUCUACUCCAUCGCUGACAACGCCUACCAUGACAUGUUGCAGAACCACGAGAACCAGUCCAUGUUGAUCACUGGAGAGUCAGGUGCAGGGAAAACAGAAAACACCAAAAAGGUCAUCCAGUAUUUUGCCAACAUUGCUAGUGUAUCCACCGGAGGCAAACUUCAACAAGACACGCCAGAGGGCGGCAAGAAGGGUAACCUUGAGGACCAGGUCAUCCAGACCAACCCUCCUCUUGAGGCCUUCGGUAACGCCAAGACCAUCAGGAACGACAACUCCUCCCGUUUCGGUAAAUUCAUCCGUAUUCAUUUCGGCACAAGCGGUAAACUGGCCGGAGCCGAUAUUGAGACCUAUCUGCUUGAGAAGUCUCGUGUGAUCCGACAGAAUGGUGUUGAGAGGUCCUACCACAUCUUCUACCAGAUCUGCUCUGGGUACAGACAAGAUGUAUUGGACACUCUGCUGCUCGAAAAGGGCUGCAAGACAUACUGUUUCCAGAACCAAGGAGAAGUUGAAAUCGACGGCGUCGAUGACGUCGAGGAAUUCAAACUUACUGAUGACGCCUUGGAUGUCCUGGGCUUCUCAUUCGAAGAGAAGAUGUCCAUGUACAAAAUGUGUGCCACCAUCAUGCACUUCGGAAACGUCGAAUGGAAGCAGAGGCCCCGCGAAGAGCAGGCCGAAAUCGAGUCGACAACCAUCAUCGACAAGGUCGCUUUCCUGUUCGGUAUCAAUCCCCAGGAACUUGUGAAGAACUUGCUGAAACCCCGUAUCAAGGUCGGUAACGAGUACGUAUCCCAGGGACGUACCAAGGCUCAGGUCGUCUACUCAGUCGGUGCUCUGGCCAAGGCCAUCUACAACCGUCUCUUCUCCUGGCUCGUACAGCGUGUCAACAAGACUCUGGCCACCAAGGCUACCAAGGCUUUCUUCAUCGGUGUACUCGACAUCGCCGGGUUCGAGAUCUUCGACUUCAACACUUUCGAGCAGAUUUGUAUCAACCUGACCAACGAGAAGCUGCAGCAGUUCUUCAACCAUCACAUGUUCGUUCUCGAGCAGGAAGAGUACAAGAGGGAAGGCAUCAAUUGGGUGUUCAUCGAUUUCGGUCUUGAUCUCCAGGACACCAUCACCCUCAUUGAAGGACAAAUGGGUGUGUUCGCCAUGCUUGAGGAAGAGUGCAUGUUCCCCAAGGCUACUGACUUUACCUUCUUGGAGAAGUUGCUCAAGCAGCAUGCUAACAAUGCCAAGAUCACCAAACCCUCUGUUGGAGGGAAGAAUGUGAAGAAGCACGCUGUCCACUUUGAGAUCCAUCACUACGCUGGAACCGUGGACUACAACGUCGAGAGCUGGCUGGACAAGAACAAGGAUCCUCUGAACGAGGCCGUUGUCGAACUCUUCCGCAAAUCUACCGACGAGCUCCUCGCAACCAUCUUCACAGAUGCCGCAGCGGCAGCAGGAAGGGGAAGAGGUUCUGGACGCAAGAAGGGUGGUUCCUUCCAGACCGUAUCGGCCCUGCACAGGGAGCAACUGACCCGUCUGCUAGCCACCCUCUACAACACACAACCUCACUUUGUGCGUUGCAUCAUCCCCAACGAGAAGAAGGCCCCAGGUGUCAUUGAUGCCUUCCUCGUGCUCCAUCAGCUCGCCUGUAAUGGUGUGCUUGAAGGCAUCCGUAUCUGCCGAAAGGGAUUCCCCAACAGACUGCCCUUCGGUGAAUUCAAGCAGAGAUAUGCCAUCCUUGCUCCCAGCGCCAUCCCACAGGGAUUCCUGGACAGUCGCAAGGCUUCUGACAUGUUGCUUAAAGCUUUGCCUCUCGAGGAGAACGAAUUCCGUAUGGGACACACCAAGGUAUUCUUCCGCGCUGGUGUCCUGGGUAAGCUUGAAGAGUGGCGUGACGAUCGUCUGGCCGAGAUCAUCUCCAUGAUCCAGGCUCAGAUCCGUGGUUACCUCGGACGUAUCGAGUUCAAGAAGAUGCUCGACCAGAAGCUCGGUCUGGGUGUCAUCCAGCGUAACCUCCGCAAGUACCUCAUCCUCAGGAACUGGGGUUGGUGGAGACUGUACACCAAGGUAAAGCCUCUGCUGAACGUUGCCCGUGCCGAGGAUGAGAUGAAGGCCAAGGACGACGUCAUCAAGAAGGCCAAGGAGCUGCUCAAGAAGGAGGGAGAUGCAAGGAAGGCCAUGGAGGAGAAGAACGCCGACCUACUCAAGGAGAAGGCCGAUCUCCUUGCUCAGCUCAACUCCGAGGCUGAAUCUUCCGCUGAGAUCGAAGAGAAGUUCACCAAGAUGAUGUCACUUAAAGCCGAUCUCCAGACUCAGCUAACAGAUCUGCAAGACCGUCUUGAGGAGGAAGAGGACGCUGGAGCCAGCGCCAGUGCCGCCAGGCGCAAGCUCGAGCAGGAAUCCAGUGAACUCAAGCGUGACAUCGAAGAUCUCGAGAUAUCUCUCACUAAGUCCGAAGAGGAAAAGAAGCAGAAGGACGCUGCGAUUAGGAGCCUGAACGACGACAUCGCCGCCCAAGACGAGGUCAUCGGCAAGCUGUCCAAGGAGAAGGCCAACCUGGAAGAGGAGCACAACAAGACCCUGGACGCCCUGGCCCAAGAGGAAGAGAAGGCAAACCAUCUCUCCAAGGUCAAGGCCAAGCUGGAAGCUUCAGUCGAUGAGCUUGAAGACGGCCUCGAGCACGAGAAGAAGAUCCGUGCUGAUGUCGAGAAGGUCAAGAGGAAGCUCGAGGGCGACCUCAAGAUGACCCAGGAGACGGUAGAGGAACUGGAGCACGCCAAACGCGAGGCUGAGGAAUCCAUCAAGAAGCGUGACUUCGAGGUGUCUCAACUCAACACUCGCCUUGAGGACGAGCAGAGCCUGGUGGCACAGCUCCAGCGCAAGAUCAAAGAACUCCAGGCCCGUAUUGAAGAGCUAGAAGAGGAGUUGGAAGCAGAGAGACAGAAUCGUGCCAAGGCCGAGAAGCAGCGCGCAGAUGUGACUCGCGAGCUCGAGGACCUUGGUGACCGUCUUGAGGAACAGGGAGGUGCCACCGCCGCUCAGAUCGAGGUCAACAAGCGCCGCGAAGCCGAGCUGUCAAAACUCAAGCGUGAGAUCGAAGACCAGAUCGUCCAGCAUGAGUCCGUCGCCUCACAGCUUCGCAAGAAGCACACCGACUCCGUCGCCGAACUCACCGAGAACCUUGAGAGCGUCAACCGCAACAAAUCAAAGAUGGAGAAGGAACGCACACAGCUGAGGGUAGAGCUUGAGGAUGUCAGCAGCAACAUGGACUACAUCACCAAGGCUAAGCUCAAUGCCGAGAAGUCCUGCCACCAGCUCGAGUCCCAGCUCAGCGAGGCCAACGCAGCUCUUAACGAGCGCGACCGCGCCAUCAACGACCUCCAGAACUCCAAAUCACGCCUGGGAAGCGAGAACUCCGACCUGGCCCGCCAGCUUGAGGACCUCGAGAACCAGCUUUCUCAGCUCAACAAGACCCGUAUGUCCCUCUCCAUGCAGAUGGAGGAAUACAAGAGGAGCUCCGAUGAGGAAUCAAGGGCCAAGAACUCCCUGGCCUCUCAGCUCAGGCAACUCCAGGCCGACAACGACCAGCUCCGUGACCAGGUCGAAGAAGAGUCCGAGGCCCGCGCCGAAGUCCAGCGCAUCCUCACCAAGGUUAACGGCGAACUCAACCAGAUGCGCGCCAAAUUCGACGGUGAGGCCGUCCAGCGUGCUGAGGAGCUCGAAGAGGCCAAGAGGAAACUGAUGAUCCGUCUUGCACAGGUCGAGGAAGAACUGUCCUCCGCCCUGUCCAAGAACGGCAGUCUUGAGAAGACCAAGGCCCGCUUGACUGGUGAGGUCGAAGACCUUCAGCUAGACCUUGAGAGGUCCAACCAGCUGUGCGCCACACUCGAGAAGAAGCAGCGCAACUUCGACAAGGACCUUGCCGUAUGGAAGGAAAAGUGCGAGUCUCUGGCUGUCGAGCUUGACAUGUCCCAGCGCGAGGCCCGUACAUACAGCACCGAGCUCUUCAAGGUCAAGAACUCAUACGAGGAAAGCCUUGAGGUCAUCGUCAACGUCCGCCGUGACAACAAAUCCCUUCAGGAUGAGAUCCAGGACCUUACCGACCAGCUCGGAGAGGGUGGCAAGAACUGCCACGAGCUCCAGAAACUCGUCAAGCGUCUCGAACUCGAAAAGGAUGAGCUCCGCGUCGCAUUGGAGGAGGCCGAAGCCCACCUCGAAGCCGAGGAAGCCAAGGUCAUCCGUGCUCAGCUUGAGAUCACACAGGUCAAGCAGGAGUGCGAUCGUCGCAUCAUUGAGAAGGAUGAGGAAUUCGAGAUCACCCGCAAGAACCACGAACGCUCAAUGGAAUCCAUGCAGGCUAGCCUUGAGGCUGAGCUUAAGGCCAAGAGCGAUGCCCAGAGGCUAAAGAAGAAGCUCGAGGGCGAGGUCAACGACUUGGAAAUCCAGCUCGACCAUGCCAACAGGAACAGCGCCGAAGCCAUCAAGACCAUCAAGAAGCUCCAGAUGCAGGUUAAGGAACUCCAAGCCACCGUUGACGAAGAGACCCGUGCCCGCGAGGACAUGCGCGACCAGCUCCAGAUCACCGAGCGCCGCAGCAUGAUGCUCAUCCAGGAACUCGAGGAGGUCCGCUCCGCCCUCGAGACAACAGAGCGCCUUCGCAAACUGGCAGAGGGAGACCUCCAGGAUGCCAAUGACCGUCUGGCCGAAGUAUCUGCACAGAACCACGUCCUGAGCAACCAACGCCGCAAGGCUGAGGCCGAGCUCCAGACCCUCACUGCCGAGCUUGAAGACGCCAUCAACGAAGCACGCAACAACGACGACAACGCCAAGAAGGCCAUUGCUGAUGCCACCCGUCUUGCUGAUGAGCUCCGCACCGAGCAAGAGCACUCCGUCCAGAUCGAGAAGUUCCGCAAGUCUCUGGAAGUACAGAUCAAGGACAUGCAGGUCCGUCUCGAUGAGGCUGAGGCUGCUGCACUCAAGGGAGGAAGGCGCACCAUUGAGAAGCUCGAGGCCAGGCUUCGUGACCUCGAGGGAGAAUUGGAAAUGGAGGCACGCCGCCGCUCCGACGCCGAGAAGGCCGUCCGUCGCCAGGAACGUCGCGUCAAGGAAAUCAUCUUCCAGUCCGAGGAGGACCGCAAAAUCACAGAACGCAUCCAGGAAUCAUGCGACAAACUCACCAUCAAAUGCAAGACACUCAAGAGGCAACUAGAGGAGUCUGAGGAGAACGUAAACCAGAACCUGGCCAAGUACCGCAACGCACAGCGCGACUUGGAAGACUACGAGGAGCGUGUAGAGCUUGCAGAGACACAGGUCAACAAGUACCGAGCCAAGCAACGCAGCCAAGUCACCACAUCGACCCGCGUUUCCUCGGGUGGCUACAGUCCGUACAGUUCUUUUCGGCGCGUCUCUAGGAGUAGCUCAGUACUUAGUGCAUUUUCCGCAAGGGGGGACGUCUCCACCCCAUCUCUAAGAGGGGACUCGAAUCAUGAAAUCAACCACCAAGCCAAGAAAGAGUAACACAUUCAUCGUAACUAAGCAACAGAAACUUCUUCAUCUAUUUUUCGCGUUGUGUAUUCAGUCUUUUUUUUUUCUUUGCAAGGUGGAAGGGAUUUUUUUUAUAACUUAUAUGUGGUUUUGAAAAAAAUUGUGAUUCUCUCACUGAGGCUUGUGAAUCAUAAUAGACAUGCAUGGUUAUGUUCUGUUCAUCAUGGAAAAGACUGUUGAUUCAUUUGUUUGUGAAUGAAUAAACUAUUUUGGAGAAAUGUGCUUGCUUUUAGCUUGCUCUCCGUACUCCAAUGAUAUGGAGCUUGAGUUGUGUAACUUCAUCAUCGUUUUUAGAUACUUAUAGACACAGGAGCAUUCGAUUCAUUUGCGUCUUGUCAUCAAAUCUAUUUAAUUUGUAGAAAUAUAUGUGUAUUUAUAUUUUCGAGGAGGAAUCCUUUUUUUGUUGUGCACUUUGAUAAAUUAUUGAAAGCUAGAAUAAUUGGAGGCGACGGAGCCUGGCGUUCCCGUAACAUGUGCAUUAGAGAAAGUUUAAUUUAUUUCAUCAUAUUUAUAGUUUACACUGAAGUAUAUUAUCAUGAUUAUGAGAACUAUGUAGUUUUAUUAAUGAACUUAGAUUCGCUACUGAUAGUCCGGAAGGAUUGCUAUAAAUAAAAUUUAAGAUUGAGUGAUAAUAAAUCUCGUAUUUGAUUUGAACAAUGAGAAAAAUAUUGCAAAAUAAUGAAAUGAGAAUGUGUGGACUGAACCUGUAUUUUUCCUAACGUGUGCGAGUGAUGCAUUCAUUUUUUUUAUUUCACACUUUAUUUUCACAACUACUUCGCCAAGAAGGAAAAGUCGUUUGUAAAUGUCACGUGCAGGAGGAAAGCGCUUCUUAUUGGUGUGAUGGGGACAAUGCAUGGUGCCCAGUUCUGCCUCUGAUAGGCUGAUGUCAGGUCGGAGCCUUCCAGAUAUAAAGACUGGCUGCACUCAAAGCCAAGUCAUUAUAACGUGCAGACCAAUCAGCGUCGAGGAAUCGACACAUACUGAUAUGCAAUGCAUAUGACUUGUCUCAUGAAUUAUUCAUCAUGUCAUUCAUAUAAGGUAUGAAGAGAAGCCAUACACACAGUCAUGCUGAAUGAAGCAAGCAAGUAAUUUCUAAUCAGCUGUGAUUUAAUAGUGGAUCAACACGGACGAUACUAUAAUUUCCCCAUGUCAAGCUCAAGUAUCUAAACCUUGAUGAAAUGGAAACCGAAAAUGAUAUAUUUUUUACUAUUCUAUCGUGUUAAUAACAGUGUUGAUAACUAUCAAACCAUCAAUGAAACGUGAAGGAAAAGAGAAAAGAAAGCAGGCAUUCAUUAAAACCAUACAUACUCAGUGAAAGAGACGUUUUUAAAGAUCAUGUUUUUUCUGUCUGAUCACUGGCAUGAUUCGAAUGGCACGAUCCUCUGAUUCUGAAUGCAUCUUGAGAUCAUGAAAUGAGCGCCAUGCAUAGCGCACCAAUACUAAUUUCCUUCUAGUAUAGUCAUUUCCUUACCUAUUUACUCUCUUAUAGUCUUUAGCAGCAAAUUUUGUUCUCCCUUUCCAUAUCGUCAACGUAUUGUUCCCUCAAUGUCUAUUUUAGUCCCCUCACAAAAUUAUUUUAGACGCCCCUCUAUCUUUAGAGCUCAUGUCUUAUCAUUUUCUUUCCUAACAAAAUUUCCAAAAAUGGCGGAAAACACGAUUGAGCUACUGCUAAAGAUAGCCACCCGUGUGUGUAUAUAUAUAACCUCCUCAUAUCUAGGUAGUAUUGUGUGCAGCAUGGGCUUUAAUCAUGCACUAAUGUAGGUGCCGAUGUGUGCCAGAGAAAAAAAAACCUUAUAUGAGGAAAAAUACUUUGUUCUACCACACAUGCGUCAAAAAGAACUAUUAGUGGAACGACAUGAAACCGUUAAUUUUUGUGAUGACUUCUUGAAGUAAAACGAAGCCUCAUCUUAACUCUUAAUUUUCUCCUCUUUUGUAAACUCAUGCUUUCAUUGUCAACAGCGAAUACAAAAAUAAAUAUGUUUUGAGUUGGUACUGAA
Messenger RNA from Strongylocentrotus purpuratus (purple sea urchin), 8125 nucleotides. RefSeq names its product myosin-16. The transcript is spliced from 40 exons. The record is from RefSeq and is a predicted model, not a curated record. Bases 159 to 6101 code for a protein of 1980 amino acids. Lineage: Eukaryota; Metazoa; Echinodermata; Echinoidea; Camarodonta; Strongylocentrotidae. Gene Ontology annotation, cellular component: myosin complex. Gene Ontology annotation, molecular function: cytoskeletal motor activity; ATP binding; actin filament binding.